UUGAAUGUUAUUGCUGCGCACUUGCAUCAAUUGUAAGGUGGUGCCCCCUGUGUAUAUGGAAUAUUUCAAUGAAACGUAUAUCAUAUGUUUGACAUUUCAAACGAUGUAUUAUACAUAUAUUUGGUACGAGUUUGGUAGCCAUACACAACAGACAGAGAUCAAAACAUCGUCGACACACAACAAACACACACUGCAUGAAUGAGAAGCGUAAUGAACGAACAAAUAAAAAAAAGUUAAUAUACGCACACUCGUACAUAACUUGACACUGAAAGAAUAACAAAAAAAAAUAUAAGUCAUAGUUUAUAGUGCAGUUUUCUUUAUUUUAAUUUUUUCGUCUAUUUCUCUUUAAAUAUUUAUCUAUAAGUUGUGUCCAAAUGUUGUAAUCAUAUUGAAUGAACGAAAAGAAAAAAAAUCGUUCGCAAAAUAAAACGAAAUUUAACGAAACUACGGCAUAAAUGUGUAAAUUAUUGAAUUGAAGCAAUAAUUGAUGGUUGUUUUGCAUUCAAACGAAACGAAUUUGUAAAUAGUGUACUGGAACGAAUUCAAUGUAUAUUCUCUAUAUUUUCACAUAAAUAUUGAAUGCGGAUAACGAUUGAAAAAAAAAAGAAUCGAGAAUCCACAUUUUUAUAAUUUGAUUUACGCUGUAGCAAUUGACGUGCAAACUGUAAUUGUGUGGUGUGACGGAAGAGAGAAACUGCUAAUAAACGUGCCGAUUACAAAGGAGCAACACAAAAAAACAUCGCGAAAAAGAGAAACAACAACAUGGAUCCACGUCAAAUAACGCGUUUGGCAAAAUUGCUACGUGAUAAUGGUGAUAAAGUGCUCAGUUCGGAAUAUAAAAUAACAUUGACCGGUCAAUUGUUGCGCGCACUGAAUGAUUCAUUCACAUUGAUUACGGAUCCAAAUGAAACGUGCACACCAAACACAUUUCAGGUGCUCAAGCCAAACAAUGCCAAAUCAGAAGUGUUCCGUGAUUUGCAAAUCAUCUAUGAUUUUGUGCAAAAAGCUCAAAUUUUAUGUUUAGUUGCCAUACCCACAGAAGAGCCAUUCGAUGGUGAUAUUGAUAUAAAAAAAUUUCGAAAUUUAAAACGUUUGGAAAUACAAAAAAUUCCCAUCGAACAAAUAGUUGGCAUCCAACGGUUACGUGCACAUUUACAAGAGCUAAUCUGUUCGAAAAGUAUAAAUAGCAUACAAUCAAUUGUUAGCCAUUGUGGUGGCGAUAAUGCAAACGGUUUUUUAUGGAAUGAAUUGAAAAUGGCCGAUUUUUCAUAUAAUUGCCUAAAAACAAUCGACUGUUCACUGGAAUUUGUAUCGAAUUUACAACAGUUGAAUCUUAGUCAUAAUCAAAUACACAGUGUUGAUGCCAUUAAAUGGCUACCAAAUUUGAAAAAAUUAAAUUUAAGCUUCAAUAAUCUGUCACAUAUACCACAAAGUAUCGCGUCCCGUCGACUACAAUCGCUCAUUUUGAUGAAUAAUUUUAUCGAGAAUUUAAGCGGUUUACCAAAACUUGAAGCACUCAACGAACUUAAUUUGGCGGACAAUUGCAUUUUGGAUCACGCAGCACUCGAACCACUGGGACAAUUAAUUGCUUUGCAACAACUCACUUUGCACGGCAAUCCAAUAUCGCAUCAUCCACAUUACAGGGAAGAAACGUGCAAAUAUUUACACAAAAAUGUUGCAAGUGUUAAGUUUAUUUUAGACUCACAACCGUUGAAUAAACAUGAAAAGAGUUUAGUCGGAUACUAUCAGAGCUUCAACAAUUGGUCGAUAAAACAUAGAGCAACAAAGCCAAAACGUUCAAGUGGCUUUUCUACGCCGGCAAGUAGACAAAAUGAUAUGACACCAGCUAGUAGCAUUGGGUCGUUUCGAAGUUUUCAACUGGAAAAUAGCAUGGGCAGCACAGUUGAUCUACCAAAUGAGUUGAGCACAUCACAAAUAAGCUCAUCAACACAGAAAAAAAUAAAAGUAAGACCUGCAUUGAUUGCUGACGACGAUAACGACGAUGGUGUCGAAGUUAUCGUAAAAUCAAAACCACCAAAACAAGACAAACCGAUACCGACAUCGGCGAAUAUUGACGAAAUGAGAUGCCGAGAGCACUUAAAGACAAAACAACAAAUCGAAGAAUUGCGUAACGAAUACGGUGACGAAUGGUUACACAGCAAGGGAGCAUCAAAGGUGCAAGAUGUAAUGGGCAUUACUCCCAACCAAGCACCAGUAAAACAAUCAAUCCAAACGACGGAAGAACGAUUAGAAAAUCUCUUUGGAUUCGAAAAUACGUCUCCGAUAAAUCGAGAUCGAACAUCAACACCAGUUCAAGCACAAUUGAAUCAUGCUGACUUUGCUCACUCACCAAUUGAGCAAUUCCAGUCGCCUGUUACAUCAACGAGUGAUUUCAAGAGUGUUGAAAAUAGUGAACAGAAAACCCAUAAAAAUGCAGACGAUACAUCAUCGAUGGAGAAAACAAUGUUCAAAUCAACAAUAAGUUACGAUGAAGAUUUGAGGAAUUUAUAUCCAUCGUCAACGACCAAUGAACCUGAAUCACCGUCGGAUUCGGAAGAAAAUGAAACGAUUUAUCUCGUCAUCAACGAGACAAAUCAAAUUGAUCUAUUUUUAAUUGUAUCUGAACAAAGUAUUCGCGAAAAAAAUUCGCUGACAAGUAAAACAAUAAACAAAUGGAAAAUGACCAUGUUGGAGAGUUGUGAACAUAUCAGCACCGAUGUGAUACGCAUUCGUUUCGAUACAAUCAAACGAGAUAAACGUGAACGCACCUAUAAAAUGGAAAAAGGCGAAGGAAAAAAAUUGGACGAUUUUCUACGAAAUAUUUUAUCACAACGACCACUAUCCGAUCUGAUGCUGAUAUUCCGAUGUGCCAACUGUGCUUUGCAAUUUUCACAGGAGAAACUACAACGGAAAAAUGGAAAAGAUGUGAAAUGUCCAGAGUGCGGAAGUACGUAUGUGAUUGAGAUGAAAGACACUCAAUCAUCACCAACGUCCAAACGUUCGGAACAGGUUACACUGGAUAAAUCGAAUUCACACAGCAGCAUCGGAUUGAAUGAAAAAAACGAUAGCAAAACUGAUCAGAUUGAAAAUUCGGCUAGUUCAUUUAAUGAGAGUUUAUCACAAUCGAAAUUAUCGAAUUAUUCUCAAAGUUCAUUCGAUUCGAAUCAAUCAUUGAUCGGCAGCACAACUAAUUGUGAACACACAAAUGACUUAGACAUCUAUUUAUCAUCUCGUUUUGGUGCAGCAACCGAAAGUGAUGUGGAAAUUUUAAGCAAUCCAAGCAUUAGUAGUAUCGAAGUAUUGGAACGUUUCAGUCGACAAUCGAGCCGAAAACAAUCGGAAGAUUCACGUUAUCUAUUACAAACGCAAUUAUAUCUACAACAACAUCAACAUCAAUUUAAUAAAUCGAACGAUGGUUUGGAUUGUCAUUCACCAUCGCUCGAUUUGCUUAUAAAAUCGACAAGUAAUAGUGAUAUUGAAGAAAUUUUAGAUGAACCAGAUCCAAGCGUUGAUUCCGUCGAUCAGGUUAGAAUUACACAAGCGAAUGAGACACACAACGCAAACUCCGAUCAUGAAAAAAUCGAAGUCAAUGAAACAUUGUUGAAGCCAAAAAAACCAAUGUUGACAUGCAUGAAUUUGACAGAGAGUAGCUCAUCGGGAUCGGUAACAGAUAGUGUAUGUACGGCGUAUGAGCAUCAAGCGGCCGACAGUAAGGCAACAGAAGAGACGACAAUAUCAAAUAUUAUGACAUCAACUAUGACGCCUGUCGAACAGGAGCAAGUUCAUAUACCCGAAAUUGAAAAAAAGGAAACAGAUACUAGCAAACUCGAAGAAACGUCAAUGAUUUCGAAUAUGUUUGGCGGUCUAUUCAAUUCAACAAAUAUUUUAAUGGCACGAACCACAAAAGGAUCCAAAUUGGAAGCGCCACCGUGUGAAAAAUUCAAAUUUUCAUACAAAGAAUUUGAUCAAGCCGAUCAUCGAUUGAAACUGUAUUUGUAUCAACACAUCUUCGAAGAUGACAAUGAACAUUUGAAAUGGCUUGUGAAAGGAUGUUUGUUCAAUGACACAGCAAAUAAUGAUCCAGAUGCAAAACUUCAACCGGCCAUAUUUUUAAUGUCAACCACAAAGUGGUAUGUUUUGAAUAUUAUCGGCAAAGAAUCAGACGAUGUCACGAAAUGGGUGAAACGAGAUGCAUUUGGUACUAUAAAUCGAGUCGAACAGAUUCGAGUACUUCCGUGGAAGGUCGGCAUUACAUUCACCAUCAAACAUUUUGGACAUAUUCAUUUCUUUCUACAAGAUAUCAUGCGAACAGACAGUUUACUUCUAUUUUUUGCGAACAAUCCUUUGCCUGUAUACUGCGAUCUUGAAUACCAAAUCUCCGAGCGCGUAUCACAAAAGCUGCUUCAAAUCACCAAUAACGUACAACUUAAAAUGUUUACAAUUUUGAAUUACUGUAAAAUUAUUGAUCAUAAUGAUGUCAGCACCGUAUACGAAACCGCCGCAUUCAUCUUGACCGAUUCGAAUUUAUAUGUGACAACACCAAAGUAUGGAUGGCUCGUUGAAAAAAUGGAUCACGCCCGAAUUGAAGUGGCCCGAGUACAGUUAAUGACGGAUUUGGUGGACGUUGAGAACAUCGAUGAGACAACAUUUGCAAUUAGCUUUUUGGAUGAUGUAAACGAUAUAAAGGAGACGUGGGAAUGUAAAUUCGAAACCAGCUCUUGUUUACAAAACACAUUCGAAACGAUGGCCACGUCAUGGGAAAAAAUUUUCAAAGUGCCUUUAGCGAAUUAAAAAUCCAACAAUAUCAUUAAAAUUAUUGUAUUCAUUCAUAAACAUUUGUUAUCUAAAGAAUCCAACUUUGACCUGUAUUAUUUGUUUGCUAUUGCUCGCACAAGCAAAAAAAAAACAUUUUCAAUGUAAAAUUUUCCUUAAAAAUUAGAUCUGUCAUUUUUUCAUGAAUCAUGAUUUGUUAUCAAGCAAGCUAACGGAAAAAUUCAAUUAUAUGUUGACGAUAAGGUUUAGUUUCCGUCGGCCCGGUUCCAGAGACUUAACCUACAAUAUUUAGACCCGAUUUAAAUUUUCUGAACAAAAAGAUUCACAUCUUACCGUGUACCUUUAAAAAAUGUGUACGAAUGAUCUAGAAAUCUAAGAGAAGUUAAAAAAAUAAAUCGUAUUCGAGUUAUUAUUUCAGUUGUCGACUUGCAACGAACAACAGCAAUGUGAUGGCAAUUGUUUGUAAAAAGAAGAACUGAAAAUAAAAAGAAAUCGCCACGCGUUUUGGUUCUUCUUUAAAAGUAUUUAAUGUCGUUUAUAAAUGUAAAUUGAAGAAGAUUGUCUACGUUAUAAAAAAUCGUUAAAUAUGUAAAUAAACGCAUCAUCUGAUAUGUCAGACAUUUAAAUUGAAUUCCGGCAUUUUUUGACAAUGUGAAAUCAUUUUUUAAUGUUAAAAUUUAUGGAUGAAAUAAAUAAUUGAUGAAAUAAAGUCAAAUUUAAAGGAUGUCCCCUUGGUACACA
Contarinia nasturtii (swede midge) is the source of this 5514-nucleotide messenger RNA. Its product is annotated as serine/threonine-protein kinase 11-interacting protein. The record is from RefSeq and is a predicted model, not a curated record. Lineage: Eukaryota; Metazoa; Arthropoda; Insecta; Diptera; Cecidomyiidae. Gene Ontology annotation, cellular component: cytoplasm. The transcript has 10 exons. Bases 763 to 4791 code for a protein of 1342 amino acids. Gene Ontology annotation, molecular function: protein binding.